Fusarium falciforme is the source of this 978-nucleotide messenger RNA. RefSeq lists its product as hypothetical. The coding region runs from base 1 to 978 and encodes 325 amino acids. The record is from RefSeq and is a predicted model, not a curated record. The transcript has 3 exons. Gene Ontology annotation, molecular function: NADP binding; 3-hydroxyisobutyrate dehydrogenase activity; NAD binding. Gene Ontology annotation, cellular component: mitochondrion. NCBI's taxonomy places the organism in Eukaryota, Fungi, Ascomycota, Sordariomycetes, Hypocreales, Nectriaceae. Gene Ontology annotation, biological process: L-valine catabolic process.
AUGGCUACAGACUACGGUGUUAUUGGCCUCGGCAUCAUAGGCUACGGCAUGGCCGCCAACCUGCGCAAGAAGCUGCCAUCCUCCACAACACUUCACGUGUUCGAUAUCAACCAGGAGGUGAUUCAGCGGCUCAUCAAUGAGUUCGGCAGCUACGGCAAGAUCGAAGUUGCGUCUUCAGCAAAGGACCUGGUGUCCAAGGUCGGGACCCUUCUCUCCAGUCUUCCCGCGGGUCCCCAUGUCCGCAAGGUGUACCUGGACCCCGAGAACGGUGUCAUCGCUGGUUCUAAGAACCCUGAUCGACUCUUGAUCGAGUGCAGCACCAUCGAGAUCGAGUCGACAAAGGAGCUUGGAAAGACGAUUACUGAUGCUGGACUCGGAACCUUUGUCGAUGCGACCGUUUCCGGUGGCAUAUGGGGUGCCAAUGCAGGUACACUCUCCUUCAUGGUCGGCCAUGCAGACCCUACCGACAACCCAACCGACAAAGUAGGCAAGCGUAUCUUUGAGACCAUGUCCCUUGUCGGAGUCCCAAGCACGAUCGCCUUCUGCGGCGGCCUUGGCAUGGGCCAGGUCGCCAAGAUCGCACACAACUACAUCACCCUGGCGAACAACCUUGUCGCAACCGAGGGCAUGGCCAUCGGCCUCAAAUACGACAUCGACAAGAAGGCUCUGUUCAAGUGCAUCCGUGAGGGCACUGCCAACUCGUGGGUCAUGGGUCUCGAACAGCCCGUCCCUGGACUUGUUCCCGAGGCGCCCUCUAGCAACAACUACAAGAGGGCAUUUGCGCCAGCUCUGAGCGUCAAGGAUCUCACAAUCGGUAUUAAUGCGGCGAAGAAGGUUGGGGUCAACCCGACAGCUGGUGAGGCCGCUAUCAAGCUUUCCGGGAAGUUGAUGCUGACACUCGCACUCACGUCCUGGAUCACACAUCUCUCUGGCUACAUGUUUACGGCAACCUUGACGAGUGGGCUAAGGAGAACCUGA